Molecule: messenger RNA, 1947 nt
Organism: Tetrapisispora phaffii CBS 4417
Lineage: Eukaryota; Fungi; Ascomycota; Saccharomycetes; Saccharomycetales; Saccharomycetaceae
Gene: BFA1
Product: Bfa1p
Exons: 1
Coding region: 1-1947 (648 amino acids)
Biological process (GO): mitotic spindle orientation checkpoint signaling; regulation of Ras protein signal transduction
Cellular component (GO): mitotic spindle pole body; SIN/MEN two-component GAP complex
Molecular function (GO): GTPase activator activity
Source: RefSeq, a predicted model, not a curated record
AUGUCAAUACGACCAGUAAAUUUUGAUGAACUUCCAGAUAUGUCCUUUGAGGAUAUAGAUACCACAUUAAAUAAAGUCGAUGUACAUAAAAGUUACUCCAAGAAAACCAAUAAAAAAAAAUUAGAGAUUAAAAGUAAAGGAGAACUAUCUCCUGUACAUAAAAACAAACAUUUAAAUGGGAUUACAACACCAUCUUUAACGGCAAGCUCAGAAGGUACGACAUUUUCUAAUCAUGAUAGGAAAUUUUCGAUCGAUAGUAAGACUGAUGAUGAUAACUUUGAUGGAAUCUCUGAUAAAAUUAAAAUAGAUAACGAAUUCUUCAAUGAUUUUGAAGAGUUUCAAAAUGCGAAGGAUGGAUUUGAUGAGGCAUUGAAAAUACAUUUUAAAUUGGAUAAUUCAUCUCCAGUAAUCGAUGAUAAUGAUGAUGUUGAUGAGGAGGAUGAAGAAUAUGCUAACGAUGAUUAUGGCAACGGUGACGAUAAUUGUAACAAAAAUGAUAUGUAUGGAGUAAUGGGAAGAGACAGCCGUAAUACUGAGAUGGAUAUACUAAGUAGUAGAUUUGAUAAAGCUUUAAAUUGGAAUAGUCAAGAUACAAAUCUAAAUAAUAAUAGACAAUUAAGAAAACCUAGUUCUAUGAUGGAAUUAAAGCCAUAUGGAUUGACUAGAUAUCAUCGGACAAAUAGUAAAGAAACGAAUAGACACAAUCUUCAAGGCAGUAAGUCAUCUAGUAAUCUAAGGGCUCGUAAAAAUGGCACAAUGCAAAUUAAAAAAUCAAUGCCAUCAUUAGAUUCUAGAUAUAGACUUUCUGAUACAUAUAAUAAUGAAGAAGCAUACCCUAGUAAAGGAUACACACAUAAUGUUGGCCUUGAUAGAAAAACGUUUAAUUCAAAUUUUGAAACCAAUCAACGACUAAGCACAUUUGAAGAAGAAUCUUUUGAUGAUAACGAUGAAGACUUUUUCUUUAAUGAAAAUUUUAUCAAACCUCAGUUUUCAAAUAAUCCAAAUCUUAUUAAAAACAGAAUAAGAAGCCCAACACGAAUUAGCAUAUCACCUUCUCAAUAUGACAUUGUACAGGAUGAAACAUUAUUAACACCAAGUCUCAAAAAGAGACAAAAAGAAUGGAAUAAUAGAAGUGAACAAUUAAAAACUUUCAAAGAAUAUGGAGUUAACCAAAGAGAGCAAAAUAGAGUAAAGUUCCCAAAUGCUGUUAAUAGAAUUAAAACGAUAAAGCAAGAAAUCGAUCAUAACACACCCAUUAAAAAGGGUAAAAUGUAUUACAACCCUAAGACUUUGAACUGGGAAGGUAAUGACAAGAUCUUAGAUAAGUUCCAAGUUAUUAAGGAUAAUGAAAAGAAAAGACCUAUUUUAAUAAGAAGCAAAUCACCUGAUAAGACAACUAAAAAUAAAGUAAGUUCUGUGAAUAUCAAUAAUGACAAUCCUCGAAUAGUAGGGAAAAUGAUGUUUGAUGAAGCGAAUUUACGGUGGGUUAGUUUGAAUGAAUAUGAGAAUGACCCAUUUCAAAAUAUUCCUGACUUUAAAAUCCCACCAAAGAGUUACAGCAAUAACAAUGGAAUCAAUGGCAGUACGCUAUCUUUGAGAAAGAAAGAAAGCAUUGCUAACUUAUCCCCAUUUUUAAGGUCUCAAAGCCAUCGAGUAGAGACAUCUAAUAACGCUGAGAAGAUGAGUAGGUUCUAUUCCGCUGGGACUUAUAGUAGUCAUUUUAGUAGUGAAGAACUUUCUGCAUUUCAAAUAAGUAGUAAGAUAAUUGAGAAAUUUUAUCACGAGGAAAAUAAGUGGGUUAAUGAAAUUAAUGGGUGGAUGACAUUGAAUAAGAAUGCAGAGUCUGAUUUGGAAUCGCAUUUAGAUGUUACGCAAGAAUUGAAUAUUAAUAAGAAUAAAUAUAUGUACGAGAUUCGUAAUAUGGUAUUGAAUUCAUCUCGAGGAUAA